UAACUGAGCGGAGCUAGGCGGUUUGCACUGAAACCGACAGUCCAAACUUCCAUCAGCACUAACGAGCAGAAUUAAAGCUCUGUCCCUACAGACGACUCGGUCAAAAUGCCUCAAACCAACAAGUCGGUGAGUGCUGGUGGAGCUCCGGGUCAGGUGUCGGCUCCGGACCAGGGAGAGCCGCCGCCGCCGCCACAGGACGUCAGGACUCAGGUGGCUGCUGGAGAUGGAAGUGGAGGAGGAGGAGGAGGAGGAGGAGGAGCUGCAGCAGCAGCAGAAGGUCCUGGAGACCCCGAGAUCACCAGAUCACCCAGUGACCCCAAGAAAUACAGAUACAUCGAGCUGGGUAACGGCCUCCGGGCGCUCCUCAUCUCAGACUUCAGCGGAGCCGACGGGAAGGGAGGCUGCGAGAACGGAGAGGAGAAGGAGACGGAGGACGGGGAGCAGCAGGAGGAGGAGGGGGAGCAGGAGGAGGAGGAAGGAGACUCUGGUGAAGGCUCUGAGGAGGACGAGGAGGAGAACGAAGAGGAGGAGCAGGACAGCGACUUCGAUGAGCUGGACGAGGAGAACGCAGCCAAGAAGAAGAGAGGGAGCUCCGAGAAACAGGCAGCAGCUGCUCUGUGCAUCAGUGUCGGGAGCUUCAGCGACCCGGACGACCUGCCGGGCCUCGCCCACUUCCUGGAGCACAUGGUGUUUAUGGGCAGUGAGAAAUAUCCGGCGGAGAACGGCUUCGACGCAUUCCUGAAGAAACACGGCGGCAGCGACAACGCCUCCACCGACUGCGAGAGAACCAUCUUCCAGUUCGACGUGCAGAGGAAAUACUUCAGAGAGGCGCUCGACAGGUGGGCUCAGUUCUUCAUCUGUCCUCUGAUGAUCGAAGACGCCAUCGACAGAGAGGUGGAGGCUGUGGACAGUGAGUACCAGCUGGCGAGGCCGUCUGACUCCCAUCGGAAGGAGAUGCUGUUUGGGAGUUUGGCUAAACCAGGACACCCCAUGGGCAAGUUCUGCUGGGGUAACGCUCAGACUCUGAAGCAGGAGCCCAGAGAGAAGCAGAUCAACACGUAUCAGAGACUCAGAGACUUCUGGAGGAGAUAUUACUCUGCUCACUACAUGACGCUGGCCGUCCAGUCCAAAGAGACUCUGGACACUCUGGAGCAGUGGGUGAGAGAGAUCUUCAUCAAAGUUCCCAACAACGGUGAACCUCGAGCCGACUUCUCUGAUCUCCUGCAGCCGUUCGACACUCCGGCCUUCAACAAACUCUACAGAGUGGUUCCUGUGAGGAAGGUUCAUGCUCUGACCAUCAGCUGGGCCGUCCCUCCUCAGGGGAAACACUACAGAGUGAAACCUCUCCACUACAUCUCGUGGCUGAUCGGACACGAAGGAACCGGCAGCAUCCUGUCACUGCUGCGCAAGAAGUGCUGGGCUCUGGCUCUGUUUGGAGGAAACAGUGAAACAGGUUUCGACCAGAACACCACCUACUCCAUCUUCUCCAUCUCCAUCACCCUCACAGACCAGGGCUACCACAACUUCUACCAGGUUGUUCAUUUUGUGUUCCAGUACCUGAAGAUGCUGCAGAGUCUCGGUCCUCAGCAGAGGAUCUACGAGGAAAUUCAGAAGAUCGAAGCCAACGAGUUCCACUAUCAGGAACAGACGGAUCCCAUCGAGUUCGUGGAGAACAUCUGUGAGAACAUGCAGCUGUUCCCUAAAGAAGACUUCCUGACCGGAGACCAGCUCAUGUUCGAGUUCGACCCGCAGGUGAUCAGCUGUGCUCUGGCUCCUCUGACUCCUGAUCGAGCCAAUCUGCUGCUUUUGUCUCCGGAGAACGAAGGACGAUGUCCUCUCAGAGAGAAGUGGUUCGGAACCUGCUACAGCAUGGAGGACAUCCCAGAGGAGUGGAGUCAGCGCUGGACCGGAGACUUUGAGCUCAACACUGAGCUCCACCUUCCUGCUGAGAACAAAUUCAUCGCGACGGAUUUCACCCUGAAGACGUCGGACUGUCCCGACACGGAGUUCCCCGUCAGGAUCGUGAACAACGAGCGAGGCUGUCUGUGGUACAAGAAGGACAACAAGUUCAAGAUCCCCAAAGCUUAUAUCCGUUUCAACCUGAUCUCCCCGAUGAUCCAGAAGAGUCCUGAGAAUCUGGUUCUGUUCGACCUCUUCGUGAACAUCUUGGCUCAUAAUCUGGCCGAGCCGGCCUACGAGGCCGACGUGGCUCAGCUGGAGUACAAACUGGUGGCCGGAGAACACGGACUGGUGAUCAGACUGAAGGGCUUCAACCACAAGCUGCCGCUGCUGCUGAAGCUGAUCGUGGAUCAUCUGGCCGACUUCAGCGCCGAGCCGGGCGUCUUCAACAUGUUCGCUGAGCAGCUGAAGAAAACUUACUUCAACAUCCUCAUCAAACCAGAGAGACUGGGCAAGGACGUGCGUCUGCUGAUCCUGGAGCACUGCCGCUGGUCGGUCAUCCAGAAGUACCAGGCCGUCACCAAGGGGCUGACGGUCGAUGACCUCAUCAGCUUCGUCAGCGGGCUGAAGGCGGAGCUCUACGUGGAGGGGCUGGUGCAGGGCAACUUCACCAGCACGGAGUCCAGAGAGUUCCUGCAGUAUUUCAUCGAUAAGCUGCAGUUCCGUCCCCUGUCAGCAGAGGUCCCCGUCUUGUUCCGGGUGGUGGAGCUUCCUCACAAGUUUCAUCUCUGUAAAGUCAAAUCUCUCAACAAAGGAGACGCAAACUCUGAGGUCACCGUCUACUACCAGUCGGGGCUGAAGAACCUCAGAGAACACGCUCUGAUGGAGCUGAUGGUGAUGCACAUGGAGGAACCGUGCUUCGACUUCCUGAGGACCAAAGAGACUCUGGGGUACCAGGUGUAUCCGACCUGCAGGAACACCUCGGGGGUUCUGGGCUUCUCCGUCACCGUGGAAACGCAGGCCACCAAGUUCAGCACGGAGCUGGUGGAGGAGAAGAUCGAGGAGUUCCUGGAGAGCUUCGGGGAGCGUCUGGCGGCUCUGAGCGAGGAGGCGUUCAGGACGCAGGUGACGGCGCUCAUCAAGCUGAAGGAGUGUGAGGACGCUCACCUGGGGGAGGAGGUGGACCGCAACUGGUUCGAGGUGGUCACUCAGCAGUACGUCUUCAGGAGGCUCAACAAGGAGAUUGAGGCCCUGAAGCUGUUCUCCCAGGAGGAGCUGGUCUCCUGGUUCCUGGAGCACAGAAACACCAGCAGCAGGAAGCUCAGCGUCCACGUUGUGGGUUUCGGCGUGGAGGAGAACGACCCCGUGGAGGCGAGCGGCGCCUGCGGCCCCGACUGCCCCGACAACCCGCCCUGCUCGGCGUACGGCGAGGUGAGCGAGCUGACCUUCCUGCCGACGUCCUCGCCGUCGCUGCAGGACGCCGCGCUCAUCAGCGACAUCCGAGCGUUCACCUCCUCCCUCCCGCUGCACCCGUACCACAAGAUCCUCAGCUAGAGCGCCCUGAUGUCAUCAAUAAUAUCAAUAAAGUAACCAUGGAAACAGCUCGCACUGAAGUCUGGUGGACGAGGACUCUGAUAGGACGGACGCUUAACAGCGUUUUAGUUUUUGUUACGUGUGAGUGGUUGUAAAAAUGCUGCAUUCACAUCCCGUGAGAAAAAAGUGUAAAUCUGGGCCCGUAUUUAUGACGCAUCAGCUUUUAAAUUUGAAAUAUUAAACGCAUAAAAUAAUGUUUUAAUGUAGCAUAAAGGCUCAAAGUAACCACCGUACUGCAGGUUACAGCUUUUAUAAAUAUGCAAAAAUAUGAUGCUGAAAGUAUUAAACUCAAACUUUACACGUAGAAAAAAAAGUAAACAAUUUAAAAUUUAAAUCACGUUUUCCACGGCUGAUUAUACAGCGAAUUUAUUUUCUCAUUAUGCACCUAUGCACAUGUUAACUUGUUAGUUCUGAUCCAUAUUUUCUGUUUAUUAAUGUUAUGUUUUUGUAAAAUAACAAUGUGAACGUACAGUUUAUUUUUUAGUUAUUUUGAACAACUUAAUAAAUUAUUAAAUGAAGCUUUUCGUGAGUCUGAGCAGGAGAAACGGACCAAUCAGGAGUCAGUUACAGCUGUAGACGAUGACAUUUAAUUAACUAAUUAAAACCAAACUGAUCAGAAAUAUUAACACUUGAACAAACGUCAGUGUGAUCAGAACGAGCUGAAAUGAGAGAAAUAAUUAUUUGAGCUCUACUUGUGAGUUUUUAGACAUUAAUAUGGCCGUUUAAAACAAACCUCCUGUAAUAUUUACAGUCAUCUGGGUGGUUUUGUGGUUUUUUCUUUUGUUUUUACGCUACAACAAUGCAGCGAAACCAGCAAAAAAACUGAGAAAAGACUGAAAACAGCACAAGAUAUAAAGGCUUCGCAUAACUAACCUUAUAAUUAACUAUAAUAAAUAAUUAUUGUCCUUUUAUUCAGAGAAUCAUCAUCAUGACCAAUCAAUAUCCUGUUAAACAAACUGUUUUUUUGCAAAACCCAACAUACAAUCACUGCAGUUAUUUGUGUAGAACAAAAAAAAAACAAACAAAUGUUUAAAGCUGGAGAACGUGACUUUGUCUCCCCCUUCUGGCAGAGAGAGGAAUUACACAAACCUGGCAGCUGAGUGUUUUCUUUCACUUCUACAGUUGUGUGUUUUUUUAUUAUACGGAGCAUUGUUUCACUCCGGAAACUUAACGGAGUCCAAAAAAACCACAAAAAAAAGUGGCUUGAAUGUAGCGAAUGUUAAAAUAAAAGUCUCACACUCCAGCUUUAAGAGCAGAAUUUAAGUUUGGGUUUGCCCUGCUGCAGCCAGUGUAAAAAAACUAGAUUUAUUUAAGUCAGAGAGUCGAUCGGAAAAGCAAAUGAAAAGCAGAAAGUGACGGCUGUAAUCACCGUUUCAAAAAGAGAUGUUCCGAUACCAUUUUUUCAAAAAAAUGACUGUAUUAUGAUCAUUAUUAAGCAGCGAAAUCCACAUUUUUGACAACAGACGGGUUGGUCAUCCAGGAUAAUAAAUUCCAGGAUUUUGUCUGUUAUCUUGUUUGCUUUUACGCUUUCUCUGGGGAAUUUUUAUCAUCGCUGGAAGUAGUAACCAGUAAAUAGAUUACUAAUUUAAUAAAUGACGACGUAUCAGAUCGGUGCCUGGACUCCAGUACUCGCCGAUACCGAUGCAGCAUUUUCGGCAGAAUCAGAGCAAUUUCCCAUACUGGUAUCGGAAUCGGAACAACUCUAGUUUCAAACAUACAUUUUCCUUUUCGCCGUGAAAAUCACAAUCAGGUCGAUCAUAAUGAUUAUUAAAUAAUUACCGGAAAGUGUCUUUAAAAAGCUUUUAAUUAUCAAGAAGUCUGAUCUUUCUCCGUCUGAACACAGAGCACAGAUUAGAAUCAUUUUUCUAGUAAAAUAAUUGUAGCCCGGGUCCUAAAAUCAGGCCCAGACUCGUCUCGUUUCUUUUAUUAUUUGUUACUUUGAGACGCUGGAUAAAAACUGUCCCUGCUCAUAAAAACUACCCAAGAUGUUUGACUGCUUCAGAAUAAAGUUCGGCUCGGAUUCCCAACGAUUCUUGGGAAUAUUUACUUGCUGGCGAUAUGAUAAAAAUGUUCAUUGUUACUGUGAAAGAGCUGAUUCCGCUCAUGGCACCCUGUAAAAAAAUUAAAAAAAAGAAAAAUCCUUGUUGCUUUGAACUGUGAACUCAUUUGUACGAUUCUUCCCAGGGGACGUGAAUGCAGCGUGAUGACUCAGGGCUCUGGUUUAAAAUAAAACAGUCAGACCACAAAGAAGGGCAGAACUAUAAUUUAAUGUCUCUUCAGCCAGUAUCACUGAAUAAUAAAACAACAGCUACGUUUUAAUUUAUUACGUAUGGGUUUACAUAUAUACGUGUUCAUACUGUAAUAAUAAUGGUGAUGAUGUAUAUUGAAAGAACUAAGUGUAUAGAGUAAUAACAGUCUGUGGUGGCCAGUGAUGAAGGAACUGUGACGUGUUUUAACUGAAUGUUGGUGGAGCGGUUAGUGGACGCUGAUUACAUUUACAUUUCAUGACAAUUAAAACCACAUUAAUUAAAUGUUUCAGUUGUUUUUGUUGCAUUACUCUGUCUAUAAAUGAUAAUAAAACCAUUAAAAAACAA
Messenger RNA from Centropristis striata (black sea bass), 6086 nucleotides. Its product is annotated as nardilysin-like. Gene Ontology annotation, biological process: proteolysis. Lineage: Eukaryota; Metazoa; Chordata; Actinopteri; Perciformes; Serranidae. Gene Ontology annotation, molecular function: metal ion binding; metalloendopeptidase activity. The transcript is spliced from 31 exons. The coding region runs from base 106 to 3453 and encodes 1115 amino acids. The record is from RefSeq and is a predicted model, not a curated record.